Molecule: messenger RNA, 1665 nt
Organism: Paramecium sonneborni
Lineage: Eukaryota; Ciliophora; Oligohymenophorea; Peniculida; Parameciidae
Source: the annotation of a GenBank genome assembly
AUGAUACAAUAAAAAUAACUAGAGAAUGAAACUGUUUUUUCAUGCCAAUAACACUUAGGAUAGCCUAUAUGCAAAAUAGUAUUAGACCAAAACUUAAAAACAAAAUAACGACUUUUGUGUUCCUUAUGCAUUGAAAGCAUUGAUAAAAAUCUAAAAACAAUUGAAAUUUAGAAAGCGUUGGGGAUUCUUCAAUAAUAACAAAAUAAAAGUACUAAAUAAGAUAAAGACUUUAUUCAACCUUAUCUUACUAAUCUUGAAAACAUACAGAAUAAGAUAUUUUAAUUACAAUAAUACUUAAAUAGCUAAUUAGAAAAAAUAAUAUAAAUUACUGCUGCUUGGAUUAAAGAGGUGAAGACUGUUAAUAAUAAUAAUGAAAUUCAUAGACUAAUUAAAAAUCUUGACAAUUAAAUAAAUAAUGAAAACAAUUAAAUUGAAAGAGAUCCAUAAUUAAUAAUAAGUGAACUUCAUGAAAUUUCUGUGUAAUAAUGUUGCGAACUAAAUGUUUAACUUGAAUAAUUUAGUACAUUUAAAGAUGCUUAAGAGUGUAGAAAGAUAGUUGGAACAAUAAUUAAUUAUUAGAAAAUGAGUUUAUAGAAUUAAGAAUUAGGCAAUUAAUAAGAAAUUGAUAAAGCAUUUAACUAUGAAAUAAUAGCCUAGAGUUCAAUCAAAUAACCAGAAUAUUGUCAUGCUAUAGCUAUCAAUUAAAAAAAUACACUUGUAUUAGUUGGGUGUGAAAAAGAUAUUAAAGUUUUUGAAUUAUAUUAAGUUAAGAUGAAAUAAAUUUAAAUAUUAUAAGGUCAUACUGAUUCUAUAUUUACACUAGAUUUCUUUAAGAAAUAAGAAAAUUCAUUUAUUUCAGGAUCAAGAGAUGACUCUAUAAGAAUUUGGUAGUAUUAAAAUUAAUAGAUUCAUUAAUGGAUUUGUAAAUAAAUAUUAACAGGACAUAAAUCUUCCAUUUUUUGCUUAAUUUACAAUUAGUAAGAAGAUCUAUUAAUAUCUGGAAGUGAUGAUAAAACAAUUAAGUUUUGGAGUUUAAAUCAAAACAUUUACGAAUCAGAAAAUAGCCAACAGAAAUUAUGGUAUUGUUCAUAAACGCUUACAAAGCAUAAAAACUAUGUUUAUUCAUUAUCAAUUAAUUAAGAUUAAACAAAAAUAAUCUCUUGUGGACUAGAUAAAUUUAUUCUAGUUAUAGAACAUUUAAAAACUACUAAUGGUUAAUUAUGGAUGGUUGUGUAAAAAAUUAAAAUUGAAAAUGAUGGAUAUCGAUUAUGUUUUUUAGAUAAUCAUGUUUUUGCAUUUUAACCUAGAUCAUUUUCUAAAAUGGAAAUUUAUGAAGUUUUAAGUACCUCUUUAGGUCAAUUUGUUAAGAAUAAAGAAGUAAACGUUAAUGGAUUUUAUCAAUCUUGUGAUCAUCUUUUUCCACCAAAGUUUUCUGCCCUUAAAGCUCUUCUUAUAAUGAAAAAUGGUAAGAAUAUCAAUAUUAUUAAAUUUAAAAAUUAUAUAGAUAGAAAAAUUGUCAGUGAAACUUAAUUUGUCUAAGAAUAAGUUAUAGAAUUUGAAGACAAUUGUAUAUAUGGCACACUUAGUGAAAAUGGGUAAUAUCUAAUUUCUUGGGACUAUUUUACAAAAGAAAUAUAAAUUAGGAUUUAUCAAUAAUAGACAUGA